AAAAAAAUUUGUUUCUUCCGUGUGCAACUCAACAUGGAUCAUAUGUUUGUCAGGAACCACGAUGUAAAGAUGUUGGUGCUAGGACUUCCUAAUUUAGCGAGUCCUCUUAUCGGGGUUAGGGUUUCGGCAUCAGGUCUUUUUGACUAGGGCUUGUGAAUUUUCGCCGUGCUCAUCGCAACCCGACACUCUCUUGCCCCAACUUUCGUUCAGAUAGCUAGCUACCCCACCAUCCGGCAGCACGAAAUAUUGCUGGAACCGUCAAAAUGGUGAUGGUGAACGGUGACUAUAGUGAGUUCUGCCAUGGAGUCCGCCGUAGGACUGGGUCGCUACAAUUGGGGUUUCUGGGAAACUGACGAGAGAAUCAGGUCCCCCGGUGACGAUUGCACACGAAUCUAUCUCUCCGGGCCAUAAACGUAAUCGCUCUCAAUCUCAGGAUCCUGCAAAUAAACGGCUCAAGAUGGAAUCGGGCUUGGAGGACUUGGAAUUGGAGGCUGCGCUUGCACAAGCAACUACCAACGCUACAUUACCUGCGGCUCAUGCGCUACCACCCAGGGAACCUAUACACGAAUCGGCACCACCUCAAAAUCACCAACCAAUUCAUGCUGAAGUUCGAAAUAUUAUAUAUGAUCCAAAUACGUAUAUGUGGGUUAUGAGUCUGCCGAUCUUGGAGAACCUGGUAUGUCUCUGAUGUCUGACAUGAUCGAGACCCCGUCAUAUGUCGACUUUACUGGAAAUAUCAUACUAAAAGUCUUUCAAAGUCGAUCCAGAUUCUUUCCACAUUGGCACAAGGUCCUUGUUCCGAAACUAUACACAUCGUCACCUCGCCUGAUUCAUUACAUGGCCAAGCAUAUUCCACGUUGAAAUCGCUCUUCGAUCAAACCAAGAAGAUCUAUUCGAAAGAUGACAAUUUCCUGUCUGCGGAUGUUCUAAAUUUCACAGAUGAAAAACACCGGUCAAUCAUACGAAUUACAAACAUGGCAACCUUCGUAUCGGGUGUAUUUGGGGGUCAGGAUGUUGGAUUCUAUGAGUUGAAUAAUUACUUCAUCGAUACCUUUACUCCUGAAGGGGAGCCAAUGAAUAAAACAGCUUGCUCGCUUCACAUCAACCUGAAGACACAAAUGUAUCUCUCCGCUUGCGGUGAAGAGGGGAAUGAUCAGACGAAGGAAGAAAUUUUGGAUGAUCUCUUCCCUGUUGAUUUGAAUCAAACCCUAUUGAAAAGACACCCACAGCAAGAUUUAUCAGAGAGCGAAAAGAACUAUUUGGAUUCUUGCAGGCAAAGAAAAGAGCUUCUUUUGUCAGCACGGACAGAUGCAGAAUCGAUUCGUAAGUGCCUCAAAGUAUACGCACAUUUAGUUUUACUGAUCAGCAGCAAUAGAAGCACUCUCGGAAGACUAUCCUUGGGAACAAUAUCUAGAGGAUCUUAGUGUUCAUCUCAACCAAGAAUAUGAGACACUUCUGGGACCUUAUAUGAAGCGACACGCCCUUACAACACCCGCAGCUCGAGGGACUAACACGAAUCAAAUGCAGGCCAGAGAACCAUUCCAUGAUAGGGUUGAAUUAUUGGCUUCGGCUGAUUCUGCUGCACAAAUGGCCUUUCGAGAUAUUGUAGCGAGACAGUCUAGCCAGCAACAGAAUGGAGGUUUGUACACAUAAUUGGUGGCAUAAUUUUCCUGCCAAUUUUACUCUGCUAACUUAAAUGGCGUAGCCACCUCUCAUCAUCAGCACAGUGGACCUCACAGCUCCCAUAGUGGAGGUUUCCAACCAAGUUAUGGAUGCUCUAAUAUCCCUUACCAUACUCAGACAGCGCCAACGCAGGUUUUGUACAACCAAGCUCGGCAAGCUGCUUUAGCCAAAUCUACACCCGGCACCAACCGUCAAACUGGACCCCCUAGUCAAAGAAGGCCAUGGAGCACAGAAGAAGAAAAUGCUUUGAUGGCAGGUCUUGACCAAGUUCGAGGUCCCCAUUGGAGUCAAAUAUUGGCAUUGUAUGGAGAAAAGGGUUCACAGAGUCAAAUUCUUGCGGAUCGAAAUCAAGUUCAACUAAAGGACAAAGCUAGGAAUCUCAAGCUAUUCUUUCUAAAGAGCAAUAUAGAGGUACCAUACUACUUACAAUCUGUUACGGGCGAGCUCAAAACCCGAGCACCUGGCCAGGCAGCUCGGAAAGAAGCCGAGGAACGCUCGAGACUCGAGCAAACUGAGGCACAGGCACAUUUUGACGGAAUCAUGACUCUAGGUCGCGGGCUCCAUGAACAGACACCAGAGCAGAAUGGGGUUGCUUCUCAAGCUAGUCCGGAUAAUUCCCAAAGUAGAAGACAAGAAUCUCCAGAAGAAUUUCACGUCACGGAACCCACGACUCAAUUACAGUCACAACCUUCAGCUCAAUCUCAGCCUCAGCCUACAAAAUACCAACCACAACCUCAGCAACAAUCCCAACAAACUCAACAAUCUGAACAAGUAAGUGAUGAAGAGCAGCUCCGUCAACAACUCCUAGCCGCAAACGCCACCGAGGGCCAUUUUCAGCGGCACGAAAGCACCAUGCAACAUAACGGCUUCGAGAACAGAGCAAUGUGAGAAAUCAAUCAAAUUGUUUCCAUUUGCGCUUUCUGUGUCUCAGCCCAUAUGAUUGCACAUUCUUGUACAAAUGGCGCGUCUUUUUUCCUUCUCCCCUGAACUUGUUUUUUAUAGCUUACAGAAUUCGGAAAGAUGGCGUAUUGAUUGGGUCUUUGGCGUAACAAAAAAGCAAAUACCCACUUUUUCAUGUAUGUAACUUUGAGGGACUCCUCCGUACAUAACAGCGCUG
Hymenoscyphus albidus is the source of this 2800-nucleotide messenger RNA. The record is from the annotation of a GenBank genome assembly. Lineage: Eukaryota; Fungi; Ascomycota; Leotiomycetes; Helotiales; Helotiaceae.